AUGAAUAAUUAUUAGUCUUUUUCAAAUCCAGUCUAUGAACCAAUACCAACACCUUUAACACCAAAAUAUGAGGCUCUUUUUUCAUCCUAAAUAUAAAACACAUCUAAUUCCAAUGAAAACAUCGACUAGUUGAAAUAGGAAUCCCAUUAAAUUAAUUCAGUUAGAAAGAGUGCCUAAUUUGCUAACGAAAUUAGACAUAGUGCCAGAAGUACUUUGAGCGAAGUGGAAUUGAGAGAUAUCGUAAAACAUAAAAAUUAUGUUGCCUGCCAAAUAUUUUGA
This is a messenger RNA of Paramecium tetraurelia, 279 nucleotides long. RefSeq lists its product as uncharacterized. The record is from RefSeq and is a predicted model, not a curated record. The transcript is spliced from 3 exons. NCBI's taxonomy places the organism in Eukaryota, Ciliophora, Oligohymenophorea, Peniculida, Parameciidae.